Messenger RNA from Suillus clintonianus, 1677 nucleotides. Its product is annotated as WD40-repeat-containing domain protein. Lineage: Eukaryota; Fungi; Basidiomycota; Agaricomycetes; Boletales; Suillaceae. The record is from RefSeq and is a predicted model, not a curated record. The transcript has 9 exons. Gene Ontology annotation, cellular component: ESC/E(Z) complex. Gene Ontology annotation, molecular function: protein binding; nucleosome binding. Gene Ontology annotation, biological process: negative regulation of transcription by RNA polymerase II. Bases 130 to 1677 code for a protein of 515 amino acids.
CAAUUACCUUUUUUGUCCAUGGCCCUUUGAACCUUUACUGUAAACUUGAUCAAAGGCCUUUCAAGGUUCUCAGUCGAUAUCUCCCAUAUCGACAUCCUCUAUUAUCGAUUCUGAACUAAUAGCUCGACGAUGGAAGAGUCUCUCGAUGACAGUGACCAGAUAGCCGCUGAUGCUAGCAACCCCCCUUGGUUUCAAGACCCCACUCGCUCUAAGCCAUUCACGCCCUUUAAGACUGUUGAUCUCGACUUUGUUGAAGAAUGUUACUGUGCUGCGCUCUUUCCAUGGUCCGAGCAGUCUUUGAAUGCCCUAUGGCAUGGUGAGAAGGAUAACGAAGAGUUCCGGAACCCAUGGAAGCAAAUGAUCUCCGACUGGUCUGGAGCCCUCGCAAUCGGAACCCUGGACUCUCUCCUUGUUAUCCCGCUCAGUGCCUCGAGGUCGCGCAAGGGCCUGUCAGUGUCGGUACCAAACCAAGAACAGAACACGCCUGUGAAAAAGACCUCCGUAAUGGCCUUGGGGUGGGCGCUGACUCUUGAGGCGCCACUAGAGCCUCUUGUUGUUUUCUCAGCGGGCAGCAUCCUGUACAUCCUGAACGCAGUGAAAGGCGAGAUCAUCAGCCACUUGCGUGGACAUGGUGGACCGAUCACAUCUAUAGUCGUUCACCCUACGCAUCCCUAUUUGUUCUGCACCACUUCAAGGGAUUUUACAACACGCAUAUAUGAUUUAACAAUGUCCCCACAACAGGGCCCUGACAACCCUUGCUGGCCACCAUCUAAAGCCCCCAGCCUAGGCGGAGCCCCCCACGGGCUGCAAGCUAGCGAGCCAGAGGGUGUGGGCAUAGGUCGAUGCAUUGUUGUUCUUUGUGGAGGCCCGUCCGGGGGUCAUGAGGCUGCCGUUCUGAAUGCUGCAUUCCAUCCAACGCAUCCUCUGAUCGCUACAUGCGGACUAGAUCGGGCGGUGAAGAUAUGGUGUUUUUCACCCUUGGAAGACUUGUCUUCCAAUAAGCUUGUUCGUGAGGACAAACCUCUUUUCAGCAGCACUCGUAUCCACAAGGCGCGCAUCAUGUCCGUUAGCUGGCUUAGCACCGACACUUUGGUAACCCAUAGCGCGCCCGCUCUCAUGAGACGUCACGAUCGCAAGGACGAUAUAUACCACGAAGAUGGAACCGUGACAAUUUUCCGGUGGAUUGGAUUUGAUAGAUUUUUUCCUGCAGGAUCAGAGCCUUCAAGUUCUGCGCAGGUGUUCAGGGGUUGCUCAUCGGAUUAUCAGGAGAGCUCAUCAUUCACCCUCAUCUCGACGUCGUCUUUGCCCCAGCUAACUCGACACAUUCACGUCACCCAAACGUUCACGGGCGAUUAUAUACUUGCAUUGUCUCUUCCUGACAGUGUUUGUCUGUACAACCUGGCAAAAUUCCACCCCCGCGUGAUAGCGCCAGACCCGCCUGAACAUGACAUCGAAUCUGAUCUCGAACUUAGUCGACUACGCCUUGACGAUGAUGGAGAAGACGAAGAACAACCAAUAUCAAAUAUUUUCGGGAAAUCACCCGAAGCGCAGCGCUGGGAGGUUCUAGUUCCUGGUGCACAGGAAAGCGUGCAGGCCUGCGUGCUUGGCUUUGGAGGACAGUUAUUGGUCACACUUGAGAAACGUAGGGUUUGCAUUUGGAGAGAGACGGUGAGAUAA